AUUACGGUCUCCAAACCCUAACAUUUUAUCUUCUCACAUUCUCCACCGCUCUCUUUCUCGACUCUCUCUUCUUCUCCGAUAAUGGAGUUUUGGUCUGUUGAGGUUGAAAGUGGUACACCGUUUAAAGUAAGACUUGAAGCCGAGGUUUUGUAUAUUUUUCAGGCGUCUCUUGGAGAAGUUAAGAAGAAAAAAGAUGAGUUUAUUAAUCUGCACAUCACUGUAGAUGCCGAAAAGCAUCUAGUAGGAACCCUUCACCCGAAGAGGCUGCCUCAAAAUGUCUAUGUUUAUAUUGUAUUAAUAUUGGAGUUCGGUGUUGUCUACUCCUUGACCACUUUGCGUGUGUGUUAUGUGAUCACUGAUCCUAAAGUUCAUACAAAUUCUGCUGAUGAUCAGGAUAAACAUGAUUCCUUUGAUGAUGACAAAGACAAUGUUGAAGAGCAAGAUGCAACAAACAAGCAGCAAUAUAAAAAGAAUAGCCUGAAUGUUACUGCAAAAGAAAAGAAAGUUGGAAAGGCGCAAAAGCGGGCGGCUACUAGCACUCCAGAUGGAGGAAAAAAGUCAAAUCAGAAAAAGCAGCGCUUUUGAGAGU
Messenger RNA from Lactuca saligna, 589 nucleotides. The record is from the annotation of a GenBank genome assembly. Lineage: Eukaryota; Viridiplantae; Streptophyta; Magnoliopsida; Asterales; Asteraceae.